Selaginella moellendorffii is the source of this 1656-nucleotide messenger RNA. RefSeq lists its product as uncharacterized. The coding region runs from base 1 to 1656 and encodes 551 amino acids. The transcript has a single exon. The record is from RefSeq and is a predicted model, not a curated record. Gene Ontology annotation, molecular function: protein binding. Lineage: Eukaryota; Viridiplantae; Streptophyta; Lycopodiopsida; Selaginellales; Selaginellaceae.
AUGACUUUCGAACGGUGCUCAGGAAACGUAGAGAUCAUAUCCUGCUUCCCGACGACCAUGGACGAACUCCACCAGAAAACAUCCGGCGAGCUCCGCAGCUUGGCUAACGAGCACUUCCACAUGAAGCAGUGCCUGGCGGCUGUGGAGCUCUACGACCUGAGCAUUUCGAAGGCUGACAAUGACACGGACAAGCUUCUGGCUCUCGGCAACGCAUCGGAGUGCUACCUUGAGCUCGAGAACUUCUUCCUUGCCCUUCAGAACGCGGAGAAGGCUCUGGCGCUCGCGGAUGCCACGGAGAACGUCCCCACCUCGGUGAAGUUGCUGACAAGGAAAGGGCGAGCUCUCCAUGGCAUGCUCAAAUACAAAGAUGCAAUGCAGGCAUACAAGCUAGCUCUCUCUCGCUGCAGCAUUGAGCAACGGGCUGGCAUCAUCAAGCUCAUGGACAAGAGCGAAGAACGCGACAUCUCCGACGACCUCCACCGCUACCUGAGCCGAGGCUGCAAGAGCAACGACGCUCCAACUUUCCUGGACUUUGUCGGGCCAGUGAAGUUUCGGAGCCGUAGAGAUGGUGGCAUUCGCCUAUUCGCCACCGAGGACAUCGAGGCCGGGAAGAUCGUCCUUCUGAGCAACGCACUGGGCUACGUCCGUGACAUGUACACUGAGCAUGCCGUCGUCGACGUCUACGUCAAGCUCGUACAAGCCGCACUGAAGUCUCCGAGAACUUCGCUGCAGCUCCAUUACCUUUGGAGGAAGAUUUUCGACGAGGAUAAGGCUGGGAUCCCACCAAUGCGAGUGUUCAUGCCAAACUCCGAUAUUGACUGGACAGAGAAGCGUGCCGUGGAGACGGACAAGAUCAGGCACAUUCUCGAGCACAACUUCAAGCUGGGCUUUGUCGGGGGCGUGUGGACGCUGCCGGGGUUCAUCGCACACAGCUGCAGGGGAAACUUAUGCGUGGUGCAAGUUGGACCCGCCAAGAUCUUCCGGGCGACUUUGGACAUCGAAAAGGGAGAGGAGCUCACGUACUCUUAUGCUCCCUCUUUCGAGAUCCUUCCUGUGGGCCUCCGCCAAGAGUUUAUCAGCUGGUGCCGGUGCAGGCGGUGCACGAUCGAGAUGCUCUACCGGCGAUGCGGCGGUCCCUACGAGAGCCUGUGCCUUCGUUACCAAAAGCAUCUGAGUGAGUACAGGAGAGUCACCGAAGUGAAAACCAAGAACAGGCGACAGUUCAUGGUAGAGCAAGAGCUCGUCCAGGUGGCAAUAGACUCAGAGGAGAUCCUCAAGCACACGAACGAGAGCACGACGAACAAGACGGUCCUACGCAUGUCCUUCGCUUCAGCGUACCUCCUCUACUUUCUCUACAAGGAUUCUGCCCGCCAGGAAGCCGUCGACGUGAUGCCGAAGGAUAGCGAGUUCUGCAUGGAUUUCAUGAACGCUACCGUGACGAACCUCGAGAGCUUGGAGACGCUCACAGCAGGGCUUUUUCCCAUGGCGUUCUACCCGACGAUGACGAAGAAGAAGGAGGACCUCAGGACCAUGGCGGAUUGGUGCAUCGACUACUGCUUCCAGAUGCGCUACGGAGCGUCGAUGACGAAGAGCGCGAGGGUCAAAUUCCUGAAAUGGUUGCAGAGCGAUGAGCCGGACAAAGCCAGGCGUGCCUGA